CUAUCAGUAAAUAAUUUAGUGGUAUUCAAUUUGUACAAAUUACGUCAGCAAGUUCUACUUUCAGUUUUUCAAUAUCAUUCAUUGUCAAAAAAACUUAUCAUGGUAAAUGGCUCGGAGAUUGCUUUUGAAGCAAGGUGUCCUUACCCUUGAUGGAUUACCAGGCCUCAAUAUCAAAAGACAAACAGAUUUUUCAACUAGCUGUCCUAGAUGUAUGUCACAUGCUGGGUAUAUGAAUAAUUUUUCAAGAUCUCCUCAUUUAUUAUGCAAUCAAACUGCUGGGAAACUUAUAUAUUUAUACUCAGUGAGUAGUACAAAACCAUCAGGAUGUUUAGGAAGUGCUGUUAAGCUGAGUACAUUUACAGAAACUAGUUAUACAUGUAGAAAAUAUGUUCAAUUAGUAUAUGGAUCAAAUUGUAGAGAAUUUAGGAGCUCUUGCAUCAAUGCUGCUGCAACCCAAAACUCUAGAGAUGGUUCAGAUUCUGACAGUGAUGAGCAUAUAAGACCAGCUUUAGAUAGUGUUUUACCUUCUGUGCCUCCUCCAACACAUGUAGAUAUAGUUCCAGGGAAAGGACCUCCUCCAGAACCUCCUGUAGACUGCUGUAUGAGUGGAUGUGCUAACUGUGUCUGGAUACAGUACGCAGAAGAACUCAAGAAUUAUUACUCACUAGAUCAAGGCAGUAAAAAAGCCAAAGAAGCCAUUGAACUGAUUGAUAAUCCUGGACUAAAAAUGUUUUUAAAAGUAGAGCUUGGUUUAUUGUGAUAUUGUUAGAUUUGCUACCUACAGAUCCUUGUACACUCUGUAUUUUACUACAUGAAAAAAGGAGACUAGACAUUAGGAAACAGAAUAGGUCUUUUGUACUGUUUGUUUUUAUAUUCCCUUUUGUAUUCUGUUGAAGAUAAUGAAUACAGCAAUAGUUACCCUAGAUAUAUGAUAAUACCAAACAGCUUUUAAUAUAGGCUUAUAAAUAUUGUUUUUACUUUAAAAAUUUUUACCACCUUAUUUUUAAACUAAAUUAAGAUUUUAAAGUUGUUAAUAUAAUUAUGUUUUAUUUUUUGUCUUAAGAAUCUACUUUUUAAGCACUUCAAGCAUGUUAAAAAUGAUGUUGUAUUUAUUGAUAAUUAUAUGAUAAUACCAAACAACCCUUAAUCAUAGGCUGUAAUGUAAAUCAAAGUCUGUGUCUUAAUUUAGGCUUAAAUAUUGUUUUUACUUUUAAGAUUUUGUACCUCUUUAUUUUUAAACUAAAUUAAGAUUUUAAAGUUGUUCAUAUGUUUAUUACAUAUAAAAUAUUAUUAUAAAAUAUGUCAUAAGAAUCUUCUUUUUAAGCACUUCAAGCAUGACAAAAAUGAUGAUAUAUUUAUUGACCUGAGCUCAAAUUUUUUAUGAUGAUUUUAUGAUUAAUUUUGAUAUCCCUGGAGCAAUUUUAGCAUAUAUUGUUACACACCUGGCAGUUUGUCAGUCUGUAGCGUCCACUCUGUAUCUUUUGAACCAAUGGAAGGAAAUUGAAACUACAAGGCGGAGAGCAGAUUUAACCUUUAUGUCAAGGUGAAGGUCACACUUAGUCAUAAUGUAUGAAUAUCAAAAUUUUGUGUCUUAUCUGUAUCUUUUGAACCAGUGGAAGAAAAUUAAAUUAUUUGACAGAAAUAUUAGUUAUAAUGAGACAACGUGCAGAAAGCAGGUUUUGGCUUCCUAUGAUCAAAAUUGGCCUAUCCCAGCGGUUUCUUAAUAUAUAUAGACUUUACAUACAUGUAGGAAAACACAUUUAAAUGUUAAUAUGUGUAACUACAAUGCCCAGAGCUUAGAUAUGUGGCAUGUAACAAUGUCCUAUAGACAUCCACAAAAGAGAUAUUAAUCAUGCUCCUUGAGUUAAUGUUGGCCCUGCCCUGGGGUCACAUGCCUUAUGCUGACAUAUGUAUAAGAAAAUACAAUUCUAAAUCUCUUUAGUGGAAAUUUACUAUGGUCAGAGCAUAUAUAUUUGGCAUGUAAAAUUGCUUAGUAGACCUUACUAAAGUUCUAUGAAUCAUGUUCCUUGGGUCAAAAAUGCUCUCGCACCAGGGGUUUAUUUAAUAAUAAUAAGGUCAGAAUAAUAUUUUUCAGUCAAGCUUCAUAAAAUAAUGGGUCUCUUCCCUUAUUGAAAGAUUAUUUUUAAAUACACAAAAAAUUUUUCAUUCAGGUGCAUAUGCAGUCACUCAGGUGUAUCCAAUUUCCCUGGAUAUUUUUGUUAUCGUGUCAGCUCAUUCUAAAUGCAACCCAAUAGUUGAAUAUUUGUUAUUUUCAAUUCUUAAGAUAUAUAAAAUUGUAUUUAACAAAAUAUAUGUAAACAUUGUGACUAAAAUUAAUUUCAUUAGAUUGGAAAUUCUUUAUUUGAUUAGUUAGGCACAAGGGCCAUGAUAGCUUCUUGUGUUUACUACUUGAUCACAGAUAAUUUACUAUAUGAAUUUAAUAUAUGUAUGUAAGUUAUUAAAUUUCCCCUGUAGAAUCCCUCAUCUUUUGAUGAAAGGUAAAAUAUAAACUAGAUAUUUUUUCAAAAGUUGAUUUUCUACCAAAAUUUGAUUCACUUUAAUUUUUGAAAUAGCUAUGCUUUUAUUAAAAAAAAUAAACUUUAUUACAUUUGACCAGAUGAAAAAAUUAUUAUUGAACACAAAUGCAUUUGCUGACAUUGUUUGAAGAAUUUUGUUUUUUGCCAAGAAACCAUUUGAAAUGGAGCACUUUUAUUUAUUGGAAUUAUAAAAUACAGCUAAAUUGUCUUUUCAUCACCUGUCUUUGCUAAUCUAAAACUUAGCUAUUUUAGGGGUAAAUGCUGCUAGGCUGGGAGCUUUGUAAAUUUGCAUGAAACAAAUAUGUUGAGAUAGUAAUUUUGCAAGAUCUAUUUUUGGAACUUGAAAAUUUUUUAUUGAAUAAAUAAUUUUUUACAAUUUCAAUUUUUAAAUGAGGAGAAUUUCUCUUUAAAGCUGUUACCCAUUACUGGAUACAUGUUAUUUAACCUUCUUAUCAGACAGUUGUUUGAUCUUAGGAACAUUUAUUUCAGAUACCUGUGAGCUUAAAGCCUUUUAGUUUUAAAUGAGAUCUCAAAUCCAUGGGGUAAUAUCUGAAAUGAUAAUCUUUUAAUAAGCCUUAUUUUAGGAAAUUUUAUGAAAAUGUACACCUUAAACACCAGGGUUCCACUUAUAUCAAGAAACUGUGAUAUCUUUUUCUACUUUUAAAUCAUUAAGAUGAUAUCAGACACAGGCAGGAUGAGAAAACAGAUAUAGCAGUGAUCUAAUAUAACAUGCAAUAUUAUAUGGUUUAUUUUGCACUUUUAUCUGUUAUAUAACUGUUUUAUAUGUUGUGAUUACACUCAGUAGGAGACCCUGUGUUGUUUCAGGGAACACCCAUUUCUUGUUUAUAACUUACUGUUUGAUGGGGGCAUUCUUGUAGAUAUUUUAUUACCAUUCUUGCAUUAUUUAUUAAAUUAUAAUAUGAUUUUAAAAUUGUUAUAUGAUGUUUAAUUAACAAUGAAAUAAAGGUGUUGACUUGUU
Ruditapes philippinarum (Manila clam) is the source of this 3516-nucleotide messenger RNA. RefSeq lists its product as uncharacterized. The record is from RefSeq and is a predicted model, not a curated record. NCBI's taxonomy places the organism in Eukaryota, Metazoa, Mollusca, Bivalvia, Venerida, Veneridae. Gene Ontology annotation, cellular component: mitochondrion. Bases 107 to 760 code for a protein of 217 amino acids. The transcript is spliced from 2 exons.